Molecule: messenger RNA, 1912 nt
Organism: Sinocyclocheilus grahami
Lineage: Eukaryota; Metazoa; Chordata; Actinopteri; Cypriniformes; Cyprinidae
Product: protein FAM13A-like
Exons: 7
Coding region: 1-768 (255 amino acids)
Biological process (GO): signal transduction
Source: RefSeq, a predicted model, not a curated record
AUGAGGCAGGGUCUUCCUCUGGUGCUCACACACAUAGUGGAGUUUGUGGAGAAGCAUGGUCUCAGUAAGAGUGGCCUGUUCAGAGCCGGCAGUUCAGUGAAACGCUGCAAGGAACUGAGAAAAAGUUUUGAUGAAGGAGGCUUUCCAGAGUUUGACAGUUGGGAUAUUCUUACUUCGGCCUCCUUAUUGAAAGUUUUCCUCAGGGAAUUGCCUGGUGGACUUAUUCCAGAGCCACACAGGACACAACUGCUGAAGUUGUUCAGGGAUUCAAAAAAGGAAGAACUGAAUCAGGCUGUGAGGACUGUGCUGAACAGUCUUCCAGAAGAACAUUUAAAUGUCCUCUGCUACCUAAUGUUCUUCCUGUCCCGUGUUGUUGCUGAGAGUCAUCUAAAUCUUAUGACAUCUAAAAACUUGUCAAUAGUUUUUGGACCUAACAUCUUUCACGUUCCUUUCGGCCCUACCAUGGUUGAAGAACAGGGGCAGUGUAACGCUUUGAUUGAGCACCUGCUGGACAACCUGAUCCAACUGCUGCCAAACAUGUACCCUCAUGCAUCCACCAGCAAAACAGCAGAGGAAAGGGACUGGACUAAUGAAGAGUGUGUCCAACAACUGCCACUCAAAGAAAUAAGAUUAAAGCUUCCCAAAAUUGGACGACUUGGGCGAUUGAGAAAACGAUUAAGAGGUUUUUGGAGAAAGUUGUGCUCAUGCACUUACAGCAGUGACAUAGAGAGUGGAGAAGACUCUGGAGACCCAGAUAUAGGAGAAUAAAAGACACUAUAGCUUGUGAGGGUCACCACAAAACACUGGGGCCACUGCUAGACAGUGGGGCCGGGAAGGGCCAUCAGAAGACACUGGGGUCGGUGAGGGUCACUGGAAGACACUGGGGUCGGUGAGGGUUACGAGAAGACACUGGGGCCAGUGAGGGCCACCAGAAGACACUGGGUCGGUGAGGGCCACCAGAAGACACGGGCCGGUGAGGGUCACCGUAAGACAGUAGGGUUGGUGAGGGUCACCAGAAGACACUGGGGCCAAAUGAGGGUAACUGCAAAACACUGGGGCCAGUGAGGGUCACUGCAAGAUAAUGAGGCCGGUGAGGGUCACUGGAAGACACUGGGGCUGAUGAGGAUCACCCAGAAGGCAAUGGGGCAGUGAGGGUCACCAUUAGACAAUAGGGUUGGUGAAAGUCAUCGCAAAACCCUGGGGUCAGCGAGGGUCACCGCAAGACACUGGGACUGGUGAGGGUCACCACAAGAUAUUGGGGCCAAGUAAGGGUCACUGUAAAACACAGGGGUUGGUAAGGGUCACUGCAAGAAAUUAGGGCCAAUUAAGCAUUAAACAGUAGUGCUGGGCUGGCAAGGGUUAAAGCAAAACACUAGGGCUGGUGAGGGUCACCACAAGCAUUGGAGCCAAGAAAGGAUCAGUGCAAAACAGUGGGGCCAGCGAGGGUCACUGCAAAAUUCUGGAGACACAGAGGCAGGUGAAGGUCACCUGGUAGACACUGGGUCCGGUGAGGAUUACCACAAGAUAAUGGUGCCAAGUUAGGGUCACUGCAAGACAUUGGUGUUGGUGAGGGUCACCGCAAGUCAGUGGGGUCAGUGAGGGUCACCUGUAAGGCACUGGGGCAGGUGAGGGUCACCACAAAGGCACUGGGAGGGUCACAGCAGGACAUUGGGGCAACUGAGGGUCACUGCAAAGACACUGGGGCCGGUGAGGAUCAUCACACAACACAGCACUGGUGCUAGUGAGGGUCACCACUCACCACCAAGACAUUGAGUCCAGUGAGGGUCACUGAAAGACAAUGGGGCAUGUGAAGGGCACUGGAGAUGGUGAGAGAAGAUGGCAAGUUUGAUUAUGAAGACACAGACGUGACAGAUGCUGAUGUUGCUGACACAAAUAAAGCUUCAAUCAGUUA